This is a messenger RNA of Lodderomyces orthopsilosis Co 90-125, 1434 nucleotides long. RefSeq names its product aspartyl aminopeptidase. The coding region runs from base 1 to 1434 and encodes 477 amino acids. The transcript has a single exon. Lineage: Eukaryota; Fungi; Ascomycota; Pichiomycetes; Serinales; Debaryomycetaceae. Gene Ontology annotation, biological process: proteolysis. Gene Ontology annotation, cellular component: fungal-type vacuole. Gene Ontology annotation, molecular function: zinc ion binding; metalloaminopeptidase activity. The record is from RefSeq and is a predicted model, not a curated record.
AUGACAUCCAAAGAGCUUUCCUUACAAUACGCUCAAAACUUUGUCGAUUUUGUCAAUGAGUCACCUACCCCAUACCAUGCUGUCAAUUCAGUCAAGGAGCUGUUGAAAAAUGCCGGAUUUGAGGAGCUUGUCGAACGCAAUAAUUGGCGUGGAAGAAUUCAAAAGAAUGGAAAAUACUACGUGACGAGAAAUGGUUCCUCCAUAAUUGCAUUCACUGUGGGUGGCAAAUACAAGAAUGGGAAUGGGAUUGCUAUUGUUGGGGCCCACACCGAUAGUCCAUGUUUGAGGAUCAAACCAAUUUCAAAAAAAACCUCCGAGGGGUUCAUUACCGUGGGAGUAGAGCAAUACGGAGGAUUGAUUGCUCACACUUGGUUUGAUAGAGACUUGUCAAUAGCGGGACGAGUCUAUGUCGAUGAAGAUGGCAAGUACGUGCCAAAGUUGUUAAAGAUAAACAAACCUUUGUUGAGAAUACCUACCUUGGCUAUUCAUUUGAAUCGCGAAGUGAAUACUAAAUUUGAAUUCAACAAGGAGACUAAAUUAGUCCCAAUUGCAGGUCAAGUUGCGUUGGAAAGUUGUGCAGAUGAUCCAGAGCUUAAAAUGUCCCCCGAGCAGUUUGAAUCUGUGCAAAAUGUCAUUUCGAGACACAAUCAAUCAUUAAUUGAACUCAUUGCGAAGGAGCUAGGAGUCAAACCACAACAGAUUGAGGAUUUUGAGUUACUUUUGUACGACCACCAAAAGUCAGAAAUUGGUGGAUUGAAUGAUGAAUUCAUAUUUUCAGCAAGAUUGGACAACUUGACCUCGUGCUUUGCUGCCACAGAAUCUUUGAUUGAGUCUGCCGAUGAUUUGGCAAAUCAAAAGGGUAUUCAGUUGAUUAGUUUAUUUGACCAUGAAGAGAUUGGAUCUCGUAGUCUGCAUGGUGCUGACUCAUCUUUUCUCCCUGAUGUGUUACUGCGCUUGACUAGAAUUGACUUUGAAGGGAAUGUAGAUGUGGACUUUUUCCAUGAAGUUAUUUCAAAAUCAUUUUUGCUCUCCUCUGAUCAAGCUCACGGAGUUCAUCCAAACUAUGGGGAAGCUUAUGAAUCGCAAAAUCGUCCACAGAUCAACUUGGGUCCGGUGAUUAAGAUCAACGCUAAUCAAAGAUAUGCAACGAAUUCGCCAGGGGUUGUUUUGUUGAAGAAAGUUGCUGAAAAAGCCAAAGUGCCACUUCAAUUGUUUGUUGUUCGAAACGAUUCACCUUGUGGUUCCACUAUUGGUCCAUUGUUGAGUUCAAAAUUGGGUAUUAGAACUUUGGAUCUUGGUAACCCACAGUUGUCUAUGCAUUCAAUUAGAGAGACUGGAGGGGCCUACGACAUAAUCAAACUCAACGAUUUAUUCAAAUCAUUUUUUGAAAACUAUAUUGACUUAGAAUCAAAAAUCUUAUGUGACCACCUUUAG